AUGACGGCUGAGGAUAAAAAGGCAGUAUCCAUCAAAGUUCCCGUGAAAUCCAAAGAAGCAGAAGAAAAGAGAAGAAAAUUAAACAAUCUCAAAAUAAAAAAUGAAGAAUUAAACGAAGAAGAAAAAAAAAAAAAAGAAGAACUGGAAUUACUAAUUACGAGAUUGAGAGAUGAAGAUCCAGAUGUAAUUAAUCUAUCCAUCUCCUUAUUGAACAAGGAGAUAAUUGACACGAGCGGAAUUUUGACGUCUUCUCUACUGGCUUUAAAAGUAUUAAAGACUCACUACAACACAUUACUAGAAAUACAUGAGGAUAUGAAAUUUGAGGAAUGUAAAAAAAAAAUGAGUAACAUGAUAAGUGCUUUGUCUACCACUAUAGGAGAUGAAAAUAAUAUUGUUAAAUAUAUCCUUAUGGGGAAUAAGAAAGAGUUAAUAAAUUAUGGACAUGAGUAUAUCAAGAAUUUAAUCACGAAACUUUUAGUUGAGUAUAAAAAUAAUAAAGAUGAAGAAUCUAGUGCAACAGGAAUAAUGUUAUCAUCUGUUGGAACAUCAGGACCAUUCAGUAUUAAUACAGCUAUCACAAGUGGUAUCUCCACAUCUAUGACAACGACAGGUAUGCCAAAAGGAGCUCAUAUGAUUAACCAGAUAUAUGAGCUUGUGAAUAUCAUUGUUCCGUACUGUUUUAAUCACAACACAGAAUAUGAAGCUAUUGAUCUUUUGAUCGAGGUUGAUAAGAUUCAAGAUAUUCAUCAAUACGUGGAUGAGAAAUCAUGUGAAAGAUCCAUUUUGUAUUUACUUAAUAUAACACAUUACAGUUCUUCCACAGAAGAAUAUUACAAAUUAAUGGAAGUAAUUUUACAGAUUUUGAAAAAGCACAAAAGACAUGUUGAAUAUUUAAAAAUUUUACUAAGACUAAACAGAAGAGAAAAGAUUAAAGAUUUGAUUUUCGAAUGUCCCGAUAUGAUAACAUGCAAACAAAUGGCUUUAAUUUGUUCAAGACAUUCGAUUCAUUUAGAAUUUACACAAGAGGAAAUUAUUCGAUAUCCUCAUUUGAACCUUAACGAGUUGGCUAGCUUAUCAUCAGGAGAACAUUUGUCUUCCAUUUUUUUAAAAUUAGCCAAAGAUUUAGAUGUAGAAGAACCCAAAUUACCAGAAGAUAUAUAUAAAACACAUCUAGAAGAAAAAAGAAACACAAAUGUAUGGGAUUCAGCUAAACAGAAUUUGUCAUCCUCUUUUGUUAAUGCAUUUGUCAAUGCUGCUUUUUGUAAAGAUAAACUAAUGACAGUUAAUUCGUCCUUGUGGAUUUUUAAAAAUAAAGAUUAUGGUUUAAUGAGUGCAACAGCAUCUAUGGGGUUAUUACUUAUGUGGAAUAUAGAUGAAGGUUUAUCACAAAUUGAUAAAUUUCAAUACAGUACCGAUCAAUAUGUAAAGGCAGGUUCUCUCAUGGCAUUCGGUUUGGCUUGUACGAAUGUAAAAAAUGAAUGUGACCCAGCUUAUGCAUUGCUAUCAGAACACAUAGAUGCAGAAAAUUCUCUGGAAAAAAUCGGAGCAAUUCUAGGUUUUGGUUAUGCAUAUGCUGGAACAGCUAGAGAAAAUCUUCUCGAUGUUUUAAUACCACCCCUUGUAGAUAAUGGAUGUGUUAUCGAAUGUAGUGUCUUCGCAGCUGUAUCUUUGGGUCUUGUUUUUGUAGGAUCUCAAAACAGAGAAAUUGCUGAAUACAUUAUUGACACAGUUCUGGAAAGAGAAAAAGUUAAUAAUUCUUUAGACCAACCAAUAGCCAAGUUAUAUGCUGUAGCGUUAGGUUUAUUAUUUCUGUGUUCAAGAGAAAAAUGCGAAGCCACACUUUCAGCGUUAGAAAUUAUAAAACAUCCAAUUGCAAAAUAUAUCAUUACAACUGUGGAGGGUAUGGCAUUUGCUGGAUCGAAUGAUGUUCUCAAAGUGCAGAAAAUGUUACAAGUUCUUGUUGAAAAGAGAAAUGACAAAAGAGUAAAUGUAGACAGCAACAAUAAGCCAAGUGCUGAUUUGCAUAGUGGUAUUGCGAUCGAUGGGAAGAUCUCUGGUGUGGAUAGUAAUAAAUGUCCCAAUGAUGUGAAGAGCACGAAUGAAGUGAAAAGCACGAAUGAUGUAAAAGGUGUAAAUGAUGUGAAGAGCACGAAUGAAGUGAAAAGCACGAAUGAUGUAAAAGGUGCAAAUGAUGUGAAAAACACAAAUGAAGGGAAUAAUUCCAACAAUGUUGGAAACGGAAGCAACAAUAAUGUCGUGUCAGAAGACAACUUGGAUCAAUGUGUAGCUAUUUUAAAUAUUGCCCUUAUAGCACUUACAGAUGAUAUAAGUUCCGAGAUGACAACAAGAAUUAUUGAUCAUUUUUUACAAUAUUCUAAUAUAAAUCAAAAGAAAGCAGUCCCUUUAGCAUUAGCAUUAUUAUUUACAUCUUUCCCUAAACCUAAUAUUGUAGAUAUAUUAUCCAAAUUAACACAUGAUCAAGAUGCAGAUGUAGCUUUGCAUGCUAUUAUGGCUCUUGGAUUUGUUGGUGCUGGAACGAAUAAUUCACGUAUAGCUAUUUUGUUAAGACAAUUAUCUACAUUUUAUUGUAAAGAUACUAAUGCUAUAUUUGUUGUCAGACUUUCACAAGGUUUACUAUACAUGGGAAAAGGACUACUAACUAUCAAUCCAUUACAUUCUAAUCGAUCCAUUAUCAAUCAUGUUUCUUUAGGAUCCCUUCUCAUAACAGUACAUGCAUGUUUACAGCUGAAAAAUACCAUAUUAGGAAAAUACCACUAUUUGCUCUACCACCUCGUUCCUUGUAUUUAUCCUCGAAUGCUUGUUACUGUAAACGAGAACUUGGAACCUGUCCCCAUUUCGGUGCGAGUUGGCCAGGCCGUGGACGUCGUAGGACAAGCAGGAAAACCGAAAACCAUCACUGGGUUUCAAACACAUGUCACACCUGUGCUGCUGUUGCAUACAGAUCGAGCUGAGAUUGCAACUGAGGAAUACAUACCCAUCAAUGACACGCUUGAAGGAAUUGUUAUUCUGAAGAAGGAUCCAAAUUAUGUACCACCAGUAGUUAACUAG
Messenger RNA from Plasmodium gonderi, 3069 nucleotides. Its product is annotated as 26S proteasome regulatory subunit RPN. The record is from RefSeq and is a predicted model, not a curated record. The transcript is spliced from 4 exons. Bases 1 to 3069 code for a protein of 1022 amino acids. Gene Ontology annotation, cellular component: proteasome storage granule; proteasome regulatory particle, base subcomplex; proteasome complex. NCBI's taxonomy places the organism in Eukaryota, Apicomplexa, Aconoidasida, Haemosporida, Plasmodiidae. Gene Ontology annotation, biological process: proteasome-mediated ubiquitin-dependent protein catabolic process; regulation of protein catabolic process. Gene Ontology annotation, molecular function: enzyme regulator activity.